Molecule: messenger RNA, 472 nt
Organism: Nannospalax galili (Upper Galilee mountains blind mole rat)
Lineage: Eukaryota; Metazoa; Chordata; Mammalia; Rodentia; Spalacidae
Product: WAP four-disulfide core domain protein 18-like
Exons: 3
Coding region: 34-318 (94 amino acids)
Biological process (GO): innate immune response; antibacterial humoral response
Cellular component (GO): extracellular region
Molecular function (GO): peptidase inhibitor activity
Source: RefSeq, a predicted model, not a curated record
UUGCUCUGUGUGUACAGCACAGCAAAGGCCAACAUGAAAACAGCCACAGUCUUGGUUCUGGUGGUUUUGGUCACUGUGGGGAUGGACAUGACCUGUGCUCUGAGAUCUCCACACAGAAGACUACAAAAACCUGGAGUCUGCCCCACAGUGCCUCCAGGAACUUUUGGGAUUUGUGUGGAAAAAUGCUCAGGAGAUGAAUCAUGUCCCAAGGAAAUGAAGUGCUGCAGUAAUGGGUGCGGUCAUGUCUGCAAAUCUCCUGUUUUCAAAAAGGUGGGCCGUCCCGUGCAAGGUGGGAUGGAUACUUACAAGCAUGACUGAUGACCAGCCCCGGAAGAUUGCUUCUGAAUCCAUGAAUCCCAUGCUUGACUUCUCCCUAGUUCUGGAAUUGCAGUUUUAGAAGAUGAAGAUCUAUAACAGGCUGGAUGCAUUCUAAGUUGCUUGUCUCCAAAAUAAACUGUUAUCUGUGGCAUUA